Messenger RNA from Lasiosphaeria miniovina, 2456 nucleotides. RefSeq lists its product as uncharacterized. The coding region runs from base 234 to 2099 and encodes 621 amino acids. The transcript has 2 exons. The record is from RefSeq and is a predicted model, not a curated record. NCBI's taxonomy places the organism in Eukaryota, Fungi, Ascomycota, Sordariomycetes, Sordariales, Lasiosphaeriaceae.
GCCUUCGACAUCCUGCCGUGUAAUUCGGCAUUGUCUUCGGCAUAGUGAGGCCAGCUCUCGUUCAACCUACGCGGCAUGUCUCUUGCUGGGAGAUCGUGACGGCGUUGUCCCACCAGCAAGCUAGAGUCUCGGCCCAAAAUCCUCGGCGAUCCCAACUGUCUUCAAAGUGAACCGCAAGCCCCUUGUCCCGCCGAUCGAUCUCGCAGACGUUAUUUCAUUUGCACACAGUCACAAUGACAGCGGCGUUCGAGAAGCUGGAAAGAAGGCUUGACCGGCUGGAGAGGUUCUUCUCAAAAAAGCGGAGGGUACAGCCUGACUCAAUCGCCAUUGGGGAUGGACCUAUAUCACCUCUUUCUCUCUCACCAAAACCGGGGGCCGUGUUCCAGACGUUUCCGCAGCCAUCCUUCAUCAGGCCAAUGUCAACGCGGAUGUUGGCUCGAGAAGAAAUCGCCUGGACCUCGAAAUCUAAUCGUCGGGCUCAGAGUCUCCCCGAGUCUCCCAGCACACCUCGCCUCAUGUCUCUAACAGAUUCCGCGAACGAACCAGCCACGACUCCAGUUUCAUCCGAUGAAAAUUUUCCUUACAUCCCUCAGCGCAUCUCCUCACUCAGCCACAGGCAUAGAACGGCUUCUCUAGCAGAGCUGCUGGAGUUCAGCUUCUCCAGCGAAAACCGGAAAAGCGCCGAUAGCUCACUGUCUUCUCCAAUAUCCCGAUCGCGGCCCACCUCCAGAUCGAUAUUACGGCCCACCUCGCCUUCUGUGUCACCUAAAGCCCAGCUCAACAGGAAACGCAAUUUUAACGAACUUCGGGUGGAGGGUUUGAUCGCACAGCACCCCGACCCAAACACGCCACCACUGUCCGCCCACCAGAACAAGUCAUUUGCUUUGAUGCAGCUACAGCACAGGAUGCUAAUCCCCGAGCUCCUCCCGUAUGGCAAUCCGACGCCGGAAACCUCCCCUAGGCUUGUCCCGCUCCCUGAGCCGGAAGCCGACGAGCUUGAGCUAGAUCAGACCGUGAUGUUGGAGCGACCCAAGAGCCUAGAUGCUUCGGUUAUGGUCCCUAAAGCGGCCAUUUCGGCGUUGCGCAAGUCCACAAGCCUCUCAAAUAUUGUAGCAGGUGCGGCCAUCAAGCGCGAUCCUAUCCUCAAGGAACCGAGCUUCAGCGAUUUUCUCUCGCUAAGCGACGAUGACAUUGCCGAUGGUCAACCGGUACCUCGCGCCCAGCUCCCCGCAGCAUCGGAGCCUCCAAGCUUUUCUUUACCACCCGACCCUCCAGCGCUUGUUGCAACUUCCCUCAUCGCCAACGCUUACCCGCUUCUCACACUGUCACCACCUUUGGCCACCAGACCAGCAACUGCUGCAGCUUUUGAGGCUGCACGUAUUGCAGCUCGGUACGGGUUUGACCUCGUCUACGUCGUCAACUUGUGGCCUCACCACAUCGCUUCGUCCCAGCAACGUCCUGUCACGAAGAAAUCGUCUUUCUCGUCUCUGUCGACUUCCGCAACCGUCUUGCAUACACCGUCCUCGCCGCAGGACUCAAUGCUGAGUGGAACUACUUACGUCCCUAGCACCGAUGGACAAGUAUCAGCUGGCAUUGACAAGCCAGACAAGCCACGCAUGAGAAUGACUGGCCGCUUGCUGGCAGCGUAUGGCUUGCCAUCAAUCAUGUUCCCAUUCCGAAUCUCGGCGCCGGUGCAUCAAAAGAUGCUCAAAAACGAAGGAUGGCUUGAAUAUAGAAGCGACAAUGCCGCCGCCGACGAGUUUGCUCGCGGCUACAGCUGCUCCUUCUAUACUGGCUACAACCUUGACGGAAGACUGAACGGCUUCGAAUCCGAGGCGGAUUCUGACACAAAGACACGGAAGCGCAAGGGGCGAGCUGCCAACCGCGGGAUAGUCUUUUCAGCAUAUAGGCUUCCCCGCGCUGACGGGAGCAGCCUUGGAAGCGACACCGAGGAGCUGGAGGCCCUCAGAAGGGACGCCGAGACCCUCGUCGAUAUGUUGAUCGAUAUCCACAUGACACAAAGACAGAGACGGCCAUCUGCGCCAAAAUUAGAGACCGGACCACUUCCGGAGCCGAAGACACCAACCUAUUCUGACUGAGGAAGCCGUGCGCUGUCCUUGCCUGGCUCCUUGAUGUUAAUGACAGAACGAUUGAUGAUGUAUGUGCUGGCCGAAAUAUGGGGUCUUCUUUCCUUUUCUUACCGUCGUCGAUUGGAGCAAAGGCUCUGCUCCAAUUUCCUAUUCGACGCUUUGAGACCUUCACAGAGACAUACUAUACCCAUGUUUUACGGCCACUUUGUAUGUAGAUAUGAAUGGAGAGCCUCAUCGGCAACGCGAGUACGAAUUUGAUGGCAGUUAUCCCCAUAUCUAAUCCUACUUGUCCCACAGCUACAAUAAAUAUCUAGAGAUCACAGAGAGCCGAUCUGGUAAAAUAGCUGUCUAAAUAAGUCGCGACUG